AUGACUGAAUUAAUUAUAAGUGAACUUGAAGUCGAACGUAUGCUUAAAACCCUCGACAGCAACAAAGGAACCGGACCUGAUGGAAUCCCAGCACGGCUACUCAAAGUUACUGCCCCCAUUAUUGCUCCCUCUCUUUUUAAAUUAUUCAAUAAAUCAUUACGUCUUGGAACAGUUCCGGACGAAUGGAAGCUAGCAAAUGUUGUACCUGUACAUAAAAAAGGGGAUAAAGGUCUGACUGAAAACUACAGGCCCAUCUCAUUGUUGUCGAUCGGUUCGAAAGUCCUAGAACGCAGAGUACUCAUGAGCAUCAAAUAUCACCUAUCCCAAAUUAUAAACAUGUAUCAGCACGGGUUCCUUCAAGGUAAAUCGUGUGUCACAAACCUAUUGGAAGUACUUGACUACAUUGGUAGGAUUCUGGACAAUGGAGGACAGGUCGAUACUGUCUAUCUCGAUAUGUCUAAAGCUUUUGAUCGGAUCAAUCACAGAAAACGAAUUAACAAAUUGAGGAAUUUCGGCUGUGGAGGUAGAUUGCUGAAAUGGUUCUCUUCGUAUUUAACCGGUCGUCGUCAGCGCGUCACAGUACUUGGUGCUACAUCGAACACACUUCCUAUAUCAUCAGGUGUCCCGCAAGGCUCCAUCCUUGGACCAGUUCUGUUUUUGUUAUAUGUCAACGACCUUCCUGAUUCAGUAACAACCAGCAAAGUGGCAAUGUUUGCUGAUGAUACGAAGCUAUUCUCGGCGAUCAAAUGUCAAAGCGAUGCG
Messenger RNA from Paramuricea clavata, 762 nucleotides. The record is from the annotation of a GenBank genome assembly. Lineage: Eukaryota; Metazoa; Cnidaria; Anthozoa; Malacalcyonacea; Plexauridae.